UGCCAAGCUGAGCCCCACCGCCGGCCUCCCCACAGCCGCCGCCGCCCCCGCCGCGCGCGAGCCCCGGAGAUGGUGCAGCAGACCAACCACGCGGAGAACACGGAGGCGCUGCUGGCCGGCGAGAGGUCGGACUCGGGCUCCGGCGCCGAGCUGGGCCUCGCCUCCUCCCCGACGCCGGGCUCGACGGCGUCGACGGGCGGCAAGGCGGACGACCCGAGCUGGUGCAAGACGCCCAGCGGCCACAUCAAGCGCCCCAUGAACGCCUUCAUGGUGUGGUCCCAGAUCGAGCGGCGCAAGAUCAUGGAGCAGUCGCCCGACAUGCACAACGCCGAGAUCUCCAAGCGCCUGGGCAAGCGCUGGAAGCUGCUCAAGGACGGCGACAAGAUCCCCUUCAUCCGCGAGGCCGAGCGGCUGCGCCUCAAGCACAUGGCCGACUACCCCGACUACAAGUACCGGCCCAGGAAGAAGGUGAAGUCGGGCGCCGCCAAGCCCGGGGAGAAGGGCGGCGGCGGCGGCGGCGGAGGAGGAGGCGCCUGCAGCCCCGCCGCGACGGCGGCCCCCAAAGCGGCCCCCAAGAAGGGCAGCGCCGCCAAAGCCUCCCCGGGCAAGCCGCAUCCCAAGCUGAGCCUGGGCGGCUGCAAGGGCGCGCCGUCGGAGCCGCCGGCCGCCCCGGAGCCGCCCGCGCUGCACAGACCCCGCGCCGCCUCGCCGGGCGCCGCCGCCUCGCCGUCGGGGGGCAAGCACCUCCCCGAGAAGAAGGCCAAGCGGCUCUACCUCUUCGCCCACGCCUCGCCCGGCGGCGCCGUGCCGGCCAGCCCCACGCUCAGCGCCGACGCCGCCGACCCGCUCAGCCUCUACGACGAGGCGGCCGCCGCCGCAGGGGAGCCCCCCGGCUGCUCGCCGUCGGACCACCGCAGCUACACCAGCCUGCGGGCGCCCUCGCCGGCGCCGUCCACCGCGCGCUCCUCCUCCUCCUCCUCCUCGUCGUCGGGCUCCUCGUGCGCCUACUCCUCCUCGGACGACGAGUUCGAGGACGACCUGUUGGACCUCCAGCCCAGCCCGGGCUUCGACGGCCUGGCCCUGGGCAGCCUGGGCUCGGCGGCGGCGCUCGACCGGGACCUGGACUGUCACCUGGAGGCCGGCGCCGGCUCCCACUUCGAGUUCCCGGACUAUUGCACGCCGGAGGUAAGUGAGAUGAUCUCCGGGGACUGGCUCGAGUCCAGCAUUUCCAACCUGGUCUUCACGUACUGA
This is a messenger RNA of Euleptes europaea (tarantolino), 1251 nucleotides long. It is a transcript of the gene SOX4, whose product is annotated as SRY-box transcription factor 4. Bases 70 to 1251 code for a protein of 393 amino acids. The record is from RefSeq and is a predicted model, not a curated record. Gene Ontology annotation, biological process: cell differentiation; positive regulation of transcription by RNA polymerase II; anatomical structure morphogenesis. The transcript has a single exon. Gene Ontology annotation, molecular function: RNA polymerase II cis-regulatory region sequence-specific DNA binding; DNA-binding transcription activator activity, RNA polymerase II-specific. Lineage: Eukaryota; Metazoa; Chordata; Lepidosauria; Squamata; Sphaerodactylidae.